Messenger RNA from Rubroshorea leprosula, 751 nucleotides. The record is from the annotation of a GenBank genome assembly. Lineage: Eukaryota; Viridiplantae; Streptophyta; Magnoliopsida; Malvales; Dipterocarpaceae.
CAAACCCAAACCCAGAAAACCCUAGUUUUCCUUUCUCUUUAAAAGGGGGGAGCCACACCAAAAAAAAGGCUGCAGACGGCGAAAAAAAAAAAAAGAAAGAAAAAGCUGGAUUCUUCUCCCAUCCAGAACCCUUUUCUCAAAAUUUUCCUCCGAUCAAUAGCUUCCACCUACAUCACCGGUCAUCACCUGAUUCUUCUCCCAUCUAGAACCCCCUUUCUCCAUUUUCUCCGAUCGUGGGAUCCCUCCUUCAGAUCUGGAUCUGCCUUUCUCCAAAAUUUCCGCCUUGGGUGUUUUUGUUUCAUAUUCUUCAAUUUCCUGAUGUUUGGUGCUUAAACUUGUAUGAAUUUGCUAAAAGUGAAUGAUAUUCAGUGAUUCGUUGCUUGUAUGAAUCUGCUCUGCCGCUGGCCUGUUGUCGGACCGAAUCCAUCUGCUUUGUUGCCGCUAGAGCGAUUUGCUGCUGCUACGAAGCCAUCUGCUGCCAUUGCUAUUGCUGCCGUUCAACUUUAGUGCGUGGUCUUUAAUUAUUCUUUUAACAAACAGAUUAUAUGUCCAGGAGGGGGUGGAAAGAGGAAUGAAGAGGUGUUUUUUAUUGCAGUGUUUUGGCUUACUACAUUGGGGUAUUGGUUGUAUUGAAUCCUUUUGGAAUUAUGGAGUGGAGCAGGUUUUGUAUUUGGUGCAUAAUGUGUAAACAAUGGGUAUUAUAUAUAAGGGUUGUAUGGUCUUUAAAAUCUUAUAAAUAAUAUUUUUUUUA